This is a messenger RNA of Anisakis simplex (herring worm), 1692 nucleotides long. NCBI's taxonomy places the organism in Eukaryota, Metazoa, Nematoda, Chromadorea, Rhabditida, Anisakidae. The record is from the annotation of a GenBank genome assembly.
AUGUCAUCAGGUGGUUUGAUAAUGGAUAAACCCUCUUCGACAAUGACAUUUCUUCCAAUCAAAACUGAAAUUGAUCUCGGCUCUUCAGUACAAAUCACACAAGCACCCCAGCUCUCUUCAAUAGAUAUGUUGCAACAAUCGAAUAACCAUCAUUAUCAACACGCUUUACAAUCACAACAACAGCAACAAAUGCAGCAUUCUGCAUCGCUCUCAACCACCAACUGGGACCCAACUGAACAUUUUGGUUCAUUAAAAGUUGCGAAAAACAGUGUUACACCAUAUACGGAUGCAACGAAUUGCAAAAAAUCAAGCAAUCACAUCAAACGACCGAUGAAUGCUUUCAUGGUUUGGUCACAACUUGAACGACGCAAGAUCUGUGAGCAUCAACCGGAUAUGCACAAUGCCGAAAUCAGUAAACAGUUGGGUCAGCGUUGGCGACAACUAAGUGAGGAUGAGAAGGCACCAUUCGUGGCCGAGGCAGAGCGCUUGCGUUUGAUGCAUAUGCAAGAAUAUCCCGAUUACAAGUAUAAACCAAGAAAGAAACCAAAAAAAGGUGUUGAUGCACAGCAGCAGCAGCAGCAACAGCAGCAGCAAAGCAAUAUGAUCAUGGCAUCUGAAUCAAAUGCAGCGGGUAUUGCCACAAUGCGUAACAAAUCACAAAAACGACCACAUAAUACGAUGAUUGGACUGAUCAGUUUGAAUGCACAAUCGGCCGAAACGACUGCACAACAAGCAGCAGCAUCGGCCGUGGCGACAGUAGCAUUGCCAACUCAUAGUCAUCAUCAUCAUCAUUUUCUGGGCAAAUCAAUGAAAAUUGAUCAUGAUGGUGUUCGUUAUAUGAAUGCGAUCAAUGAUGAUAUGAAAACUCCUCCGAGUAUCGCUAUCAAACAGGAGCGAUUCGUUCACGCUCAUGCUCAUCAACAACAACAGCCGUCUUCUUAUCCAUCACCGAAUGAAUUUACACACGGACCGUUGACACCGGAAAGUGGAUUUUAUGAUGAUUUCUAUUCGUUACCAGCACAGCAUUCAAGCUGUUCAACCAACUCUUACUCUAGUGUUGUUGCUGCUGCCGCAACCUCAUCACCUCCCACACAACUGCUGAUGGCUUCGAAUAGAAUAAGUGUUCAUGGAAGUGAUGUGAGCAGUAGCACUUCUUCAUAUGCAUCGUCGAUAGCGAACAACAGCCAUUUACCGUAUUAUCAGCAAGCUGCAUCUACUAAUAGAUCUCCAGCCGGUACAUCAAAUGCACCACCGAUUAAUGCUAGUAUGCUUGAUCAGGAUGAAUUACGUUCGUUGUCGAGUGGAUCGUCGAGUGGUUAUGGAAGUGUUACAUCGACGCUCGAUCUAGAUGCUAGUGCAGCCGUGGGCACCUCGAUUGUUGCAUCGAGCACCGAAAGUACUAUAACUCCAUCUUUACCAGUGCCAUUUUAUACGACUGCAGCUGGACGGGGAGCAUCAGGAGGGCCAGGCACACGGAUCAUCAUUUCGGAUUCUGUAGAUGCCGCUGAAUGUUUAACGCUGAGUCAGAGUGAAUCAAACGAUCUGCUUCCUUCCAUAAAUGACUUUCAUUUUUCAGUGGCCGUCAGUGCGGCCAAUAACGGUAUGUGGCCGUCAAUGGGUACCGACUUCUGGACCACUUCUGUAGCGACAGCUGUUGGUGCACCUACCAACUACGACCCUUUUCAAAUCUAA